AUUUUGGUAUUUGGUCAGAAAAUUUUACACUGUGGUUAAAGGCGAAGUUUUUGGCCUGGUUUAAAAGUUUCUUGUGUGGCAGUGGCACAGUCCGUAAAAGUAGAAAAAUAUUCAAUCAUAAUCCUCUUUAAAUUCUACAAUAAAUUAUUCAAAAUUUGUUAGGUAAUCCCAGAACAUAACAAAUUAAAAAAAAACUAAAAUAAAAUGGAAUACCAGUCGAUUCCAUUUAUCUUUUUUAUUUCUAAGUUUAUUGGUAAACAUGUAGAGUAGAUACAAAAAAGUAUAUUAAAAACAAAAAAGAAGAGAAAAAAAUCCCCUUGAGAAAAGUUUCUUCCGUUUUGUUGGGAAUUGGGAAAUGCGCUGUUAAAAAAAGAUUAUUGCAAAACUCUCUCAAGAAUACAUGAGAACUAUAAAAAAGUUUAUCAUUAGAUAUUAGUUCUUUACAUUUUUUCAAGCAAAAAAAAAAAAACAAGCAAUUAAAUUCAUUCGUGUAUCUAUCAAUUUUACAUUGAAUACACACUUUAUGACUAAUUAAUAAAAAAAUGAAUAGCGAAGAGAAUCGUUUACGAAGUUUUGUCAGUUGGCCAGCAAAUGCUCCAAUCGAUCCUCAUCGAUUGGCCAGAGGUGGUUUCUAUGCAACUGGCAAUCAGCUAGAGACUGAGUGUCAUUGGUGCAAAAAGAAGAUAUCCGAUUGGCAAUAUGGGGAUCAGAUAGUGGCAAGACAUCGAAGAUUGUUUCCACUUUGUAUGUACAUUAUCAAUCCAGCGGAAUCUGGAAAUAUUCCCCUAAUCAAUGGAUCUGUAGCAAGUGGAAAUGAAUCAGGAAACUUGAACAAUCCUCCUCCAAGUAACAAUAGUGAAGAAAUCGAUUUGAAGAACGAAAUGCAUCGUUUGGCGACCUUCAAAAACUGGCCUAAUCCAAACAUUUCACCACAAUCCUUAGUUAAAGCUGGAUUUUACUAUCUAAAUCAAUCGGACCAAGUUAAAUGUGCCUGGUGCAAGGGAGUUAUAGCAAAAUGGGAAAAGAAUGAUAAUGCAUUCGAAGAGCAUCAGAGAUUCUUCCCCGACUGCCCUCGAGUUCUUCUCGGUCCAUUGAUUGAAAUUGCUAGCGAUGGUAUUCGUGACUUGGGUAUACAGCAAAUUUCGCCACCGAAAAAAGCAAAGUACUCUAGUUUGGAUGCUCGUAUGCGUACUUAUGCGAAUUGGCCGAUUCCUGAUAUUCAAAAACCCGAAGCACUCUCCCAAGCUGGUUUCUAUUAUCAAGAUAUCGAUGAUCAAGUUCGAUGUUUUCAUUGUAAUGGAGGUUUGCGAUCUUGGCAAAAGGAAGAUGAUCCUUGGUUUGAUCAUGCCAAAUGGUUUCCCCACUGUCAAUUUGUUAAAUUAGUUAUGAGUCCACAGUAUGUGACUCAAGUACAAGAAGUCGCUCGUCAAAUGUCACAAAAUAAUGUUUGCGAAACAUCACAAGAACCAAUAUUGCCCGACAGACCAAUGACUUUAGAUGAAGCAAUGUGCACGGCCCCUGUUCUCCAAGCACUAGAAAUGGGUUUAAAUGCUGGUUGUGUUCGAAAUGCUACUCAGAGGCAAUUGGAAAUCGCUGGGCGACCAUAUGAAACCAAUGAAGAGCUGGUGAAGGCUGUACUUGGAGACCAAUUGGAUGAAGAUGACGAAGUAGAAGAUUAUGAGAAUCCCAUGACUCAGCAAUUGUCUCGUCUGAUAAAUUCUUUCUUUGGAGAAGUCAGAUCGGAGACUCGUCCUGAUGCAACAAAUCAAAUGGGUCAAACAGUCGAAAGGGAACAAACUAAUCACAUUCCACCAUCAACUAGCUCUUCGUCAUCCAACAAUCAACUACCAUCAGAAUGUAUUCCUUCCUCCUCACAUCAGGCUCCAGUUGCGAUUCCGGAAACUUUGAGAACAGCAGCAGCUUCAAUUCCUGGUCCAAGUAAAUGGACCUCAGAAUCUCCAUCAAAAACAGCUGAUUCUAACAACGAAAAAAAUCUGUCACUAGAAGAGGAAAAUCGAAAAUUAAAAGACGCUCGCCUCUGUAAAGUUUGCAUGGACGAAGAAGUCGGUGUUGUAUUCUUACCAUGCGGACAUCUUGUAACAUGCGUUCAAUGUGCUCCUACAGUUAGCCAGUGCCCGCUUUGUAGAACUACAAUCAAAGGAUUUGUUCGAACAUUCUUAUCAUGAAGAAUCUACAUUUUUGAUUUGAUUUAAGUAUUUCGGUACAAUGUUAGUUUUUUAGUUAGUUGCUAUUAUGUUAAAUUUUUAACCGCAUGCUAUUGGAAAACAAAACAUCCAAUCAAUAUUGUGUAUAUCUAUUCUAAUGGCUUUAACAGUGAAAUAGUAAUAAACACUAUAAAUGUUCCUACCUUUUGCUCCUCGAACAUUGUAUAA
Molecule: messenger RNA, 2393 nt
Organism: Episyrphus balteatus (marmalade hoverfly)
Lineage: Eukaryota; Metazoa; Arthropoda; Insecta; Diptera; Syrphidae
Gene: Diap2
Product: death-associated inhibitor of apoptosis 2
Exons: 4
Coding region: 543-2186 (547 amino acids)
Source: RefSeq, a predicted model, not a curated record